Messenger RNA from Priceomyces carsonii, 1080 nucleotides. RefSeq names its product Smc5-Smc6 complex subunit. Bases 1 to 1080 code for a protein of 359 amino acids. The record is from RefSeq and is a predicted model, not a curated record. Gene Ontology annotation, biological process: DNA repair. The transcript has a single exon. Gene Ontology annotation, cellular component: Smc5-Smc6 complex; nucleus. NCBI's taxonomy places the organism in Eukaryota, Fungi, Ascomycota, Pichiomycetes, Serinales, Debaryomycetaceae.
AUGAAUGAUGCUUCAAACGGAACAGAAGAUGAUGAUGAUAGACCUCUGCAAUUGAAUGUAAUAGAACGCCCAAGGCACGAAGUCAUUAGACAUACAAAAGCUGAAAUAAUGAAUGAUUACGAAAAGGUCAGAAAUCAAUUGAAGGAACAGAACUCCGAAGCAAAUAAGGGUUCAGCGGGGGACUUGGUCUUACGCUUCAUUGACUCUUUACACGAGCUCUAUGAUUCCAUUCAAAGCGAGCGAAAUAGAGAUACCAAAGUCCACCUAACGGACUCAGAAGUUUUAAAAGAGACAGCACAGUUUGCAGUAACGAAUGCUAAAAACAUCAAGUUUGGAGAUAUUGGCGUCGCAGUUGGACAGAAAGAGUUUCUUUCAAAAUUAAGGUCAUAUAUGGCCGGUAAUGAAUACCCAUUAAAUCAGGAAGAAGAACUGGAAAAUGAAGUCGCUAGUAUUAAUGAUGGAUAUCUCACAAGCGAGAGCACAUUUAAUAAGUAUAACUGGUUAAAGUUGGGAGCUCUUUACUAUCAAGUUAGUAGGAAAGCUGUAGGGACUGAUAGCUUAUUGGGGCCACUAGAUACAGAGAGGAAGCGUCCAGUGCAUCGUACAAGGACCGUUGACGAUACAAAGUCAAGUGCCCCAACUACAGCUAAGCACGUUCAGGCUACUGACAUUGAUGGACUUGAAGAGCAGAAUACAGCAAAUAUGGUCCGGAAAGUUUACGAGAUAUUUUUAAAAAAGAAUAGUAGUCCUAAUGGGAUGAAUUUCUUUAAAUUCUUUAUUAAUCCACAUUCCUUCUCCCAAUCCGUUGAAAAUCUCUUUUUUACCAGUUUCUUAAUUAAAGACGCGAGGUUGAAGUUAUACUUAAGCGACGAAAAAAUUCCAAUGAUUCAACUCGUUACACCAGAAGAACAUGAAGAGGCUCAAAUGAGUAGCAGGGUUAAUAGUAAUCACCACAUCGCAACUUUCAACUAUGAUACAUGGAAAGGUCUUGUGGACACUUUCAAUAUCACGCAAGCAUUUUUGGACCAUCGACAAGAGAUUGAAGAUACGAUUCCUUUAGAGGAGUUUAAUGACUUUUAA